Cygnus atratus (black swan) is the source of this 5444-nucleotide messenger RNA. It is a transcript of the gene USPL1, whose product is annotated as ubiquitin specific peptidase like 1. Gene Ontology annotation, molecular function: SUMO binding. The record is from RefSeq and is a predicted model, not a curated record. Gene Ontology annotation, cellular component: Cajal body. Lineage: Eukaryota; Metazoa; Chordata; Aves; Anseriformes; Anatidae. The coding region runs from base 668 to 3844 and encodes 1058 amino acids. The transcript is spliced from 9 exons. Gene Ontology annotation, biological process: Cajal body organization; protein desumoylation.
UUUUUUUCAAAUCCUGACCAAGGGUGCGGUGCCAGCAAGCCAGAGGCAGGGAGCAGGCACUUGCCAUGGUAUCACCAGGAGGAUUUCCAGGCUCAUUGCUCUCCCCAGCCCAGGGGACACAGCCCCAGGUGCCCAACACCAGUCCCCUUGAUAGAACCUAAUGCUGUCGGCACCGAACUCCUCGCAGCCUAAGGAGAGGAUGCAUUGGCAAGCGAGCAUCACACACCCAGCGAUUCCAGCCUUAUCUCCUACACACCCAACCUCCACGGCCGACCAGGAGAAGCCCUCUCGGCCACCUCAGCAAGGAAAGCCCUUCGCCACCGAGGGAAAGGAGGAGGAGGAGGAGGAGGAGGAGGAGGAGGAGGAGGAGACGCCUCAGCCCCCUCGCCCCCCCAGCCCGCAGCGCGCAGGCUCCCGACAUGGCGGCGGGGAGGCGCCGGAAGCUGCGCGGCUGAGGCGGGCGGCGUGGGGAGGCAGGAGCCCGCUGGGGGACGGCCCUUGCCCGCCUAGCACGCGUGGGGCAGCCCGCUGAGGGGGCCUGGGGAGCCCGGGGAAGCGAAGGGGGCAAGGGGAGACGCCGAGAGCCUGGCAGCGGGAGUCUUUGAAAAAAUCCUUAGUGGUCAUGACAUUGUUACAAGUGACAUAAAUUAGCCAGUGGCUCAGAGUGAUGGAUACCCAGAAGACUACAAAUGGUUUGCAAGUGGUUGGACAAGGGACUGGUAUAGGGAAAUCGACACUCCACAUGGUGGGGUAUUUGGGAAAAAGCUGUAAUUCUGUGGAGAUAACUUCGCCUGAAUAUUGUCCAGUCUGCAAAGCCAAGGGCCAGAUCCAAGCUUUACGCACUUACCGCAUCAAUUUUCAAGAGUCCAUUUUUCUUUGUGAAAAUCCUCAGUGUAUCUACCCACUUGGUUAUAAACCGUUUAACAGCAUCAUCAUUUCUGCUGAUUCAGAAAAUCACCAAGUUCCAUCUACUGAUAAGAAAAGGAAACUGUGUGAUAUCAGUGACUUUUCUGCCACUGAAUCAAAUCCGAAACGAGCCAGGACUAACAAUGCGGUAAAGGUUGAGCAGACUGUUAAUACGGACCCUGUUGUCAAAAGCUGUGAGAAUAGCUUACCUAUCCCCAAGUUAAGUGCACGUGACGUGUUACAAAAUGACCAGCAAAAACCGAGUAAUGGGGAGUCCUUCAAGCAGAAGGUGGAUUUCGAAACGACCACCAACACCAACAGCCAUCAAGAAAAUCUGCCUGAGACUCCUAGUCCCAGAAGACAACUCCUGCCAAAUCCUGAACACUGCACGACAGCAUCUGAAAUAUUGCUCGGAAGUGAUAAAGGUUCCACAAAUAACACAGAUUUAUGUCUUCAGUGGAGAAACAGGCAUAAUCUUUGUUGGCUGGAUUGCAUUUUGUCAGCGUUGGUACACUUAGAGACAUUAAAAUUUGCUCUAACGGAAAAAUGUAAUGAUGAAAAAUGUUUACUCCAGAGACUCUUAACAAAAUAUAAUCAAGCAGCUGUGCUUCUGAAUACCUGUAAAAGGAGUAAAUUAAAAGAUGUUCUUCCAAAAGCAGAAUUGCAUCUCAAUGAAAUCAGAAGCAGAAUUUUUACGCAGCUUCAGCCUCUGCUUAAAUGUGGAUUGGGUGAGGAGGAAAGUCCAGUGUUUGCACUCUCUCUGCUCUUAAAACAGGAUCAACAAGCUGAGAAACUAUUUUUGCAUUCAUUUUCAUGGAAGUUUGAAUGCAUAUGCUGUGGCUACAAACACCAGGACCGUGACAGAUCUCAAAGAAGACGGAUGAUUUUGGAAAAAAUACCCUCAAUAUUAAUGAUACAUUUUGUGGAAGGUUUGCCACAUAACGACCUGAGGAAUUAUUCAUUUCAGUUUGAAGAAGAUUUCUACGAAAUAGCAUCGGUUAUUCAGUAUCAAACAAAUAAGAAGCAUUUCAUAACCUGGUCUUUGAAUCCUGAUGGAACUUGGCUUGAAUGCGAUGAUUUAAAGGGUCCAUAUUGCAGGAGACAUAAAAGAUUUGAAGUUCCUCCAGGAGAGAUUCAUAUUGUUAUCUGGGAAAAGAAAACAUCCCAUGUGCCAGAACAGAAUUCCAAGGCUCAGGGGAAAAAUGUUGAAGAUUCACCUUCUAAUAACGCACAGUCAAGUUCCACAGUGUUGCACUGUGGUUUUGAUAACACCAUAGACAAAAUACUUGCAGAACAUCACAAAGAGGAUUCCGUGAGAAUUCCAGAUAAGAAACAACAGCAGGUAGCUGAGGUUGAAACUCAUCAUGGCUUAGAAAAUCUGGCAUGCGAUGAUCUUGUAACUGUGAUGCUCGAAGAGCUUCAGGUUGACUCAGAAUGUAAAUCACUGUCGAACGGACAGAUGGUGGGAAAUAGCCGUGUUGAAAUGGGCACACUGGAACAGCAGGAAUCAGCUCUUUCACCUAACGCUCCAUGUGAGAUUGCUGCAGCUGGUCUAGCUAUGAACAACACAUGCACACUACCUGAAAAUUCCAGCGUUUGCUUACCUCUACAAGAGUCGAACCCAGCAAAUAUCACUCCUCCUGUGCCCCAAAAUCACAACCCCGACCCACUUGACUCACCACUUGCUCAAAGCACAGAUGACAGAGCUAAUUUACUUAACAGAGAACAGGGUUUAAAUUCAGAACUAGAGAUAAACCGUAAAUUGCCACCAGUAGGGAAUAUCGGACAAAAAUCACCUGACUUGAAAGGUGCAGGCAAAACUGUAGUUCAUUCUAAGGUUGCAAAUUCUUCUGCUGAUAAUAAUUCCUUUCAGCCUUCGCACAAAGACCAAAAAAGAGGAUUUGUUGGAAGCUGGGUAAAAAAAAUGUUAAGCAAGAAUACUUCUUUUAUGCCUUCAAGUGCCUCAGCUCCAAAGAUUGAGAGAAGUUGCAGAACUCCCUCAGUGCAAAAAUUAAAUGACAUGCCGUUGCCAGUUAAAAGAGCGAGUAACUUUGGGGGAUUUCAAGGCAGAGGCGUGAACAAAACAACUGAGGCCCCAAAGUCAUCGCUUCCUCGGAGCAAAGGUACUAAUUUUUUAUCAAAUUUCAAAGGAUUUUCUCAAGGCACUUGUCUUCCUAUGAAAAAUCAUGCUGCUCUUGAAGGCCCAACUUGGAAUAAGUCGGGAAAUACGCUGAGUACCUCUGGUAAAACGACUCAAUUCCAUUCACCGAGCUAUAAUGCUGGGAAGGUGGAAGAGUCAGAUAGUGACAAAACAAGAAAGCUUCGCCUAAAACUGUUAAAAAAACUUAAUGCUAAGAAGAAGAAGUUGGCUUCGCUGGAUAGACUGGCGGUGGAACAGAUGAAACGUGGAAAACCCGUGACUGGGGAGGUGAGCACCCCGUCACAGACCGAGUCUCACAGUGACAGUGAGUUGCUGCAGAGCUUCUUGAGGGAACUGCAGGAUCAGAUUGAUGCUGCAGGUAGUCCUUCGGAAUUCAGUGUGAACUCAGGGUGCGCUAGCCGUAAUAACAACGAUGAGAUACUAGCGGAAUUGCUGUCCCCUACUUCCACUGUUGCUUCCUCGGAGGUUCCAAGAAGUGACGAUGAGUGCAUGUACAUGGAAAUGGUGGACAGCAGCGGCCCAGCAGCGCUGCCUGCUGAGGAGAGCGCUGUGUCGCAAGCAGCAAUGACAAGCGAGGACCACAAUUACUACAGUCCUGUAAAGGACAGUAAUUAUGAACUUCAUACCGUGAGCAAACCCGGUGUGAAAAAACUCGCUUUUGAAAGCCCCACCAGGGAAGAUAUCCUUGAAGAUCUGUUCUCCAUUUCAGCACCAAGCUCGAUGGCUGGUGACAUAGAUUUACCUCAUUUUGAUGAAACUCUGUUUGAAACUUGGUAAUUACUUGGUUUCUUGGUUUUAUUUUUUUCCAACAUGAUGUAUAUUUUGAAACAAAUCACUAUUAAGUUAUAUUUCCUAACUAGUUUAGUUGUACACUGGCUGUACUUGAACAAUUUGCACUUGAGGUGGUUUUUUUGUGAAAUUUUAUUGUAGUAUACAAGUAAGGUUUUAAUGUGUUUUAUUUUUCCAAAAAACAGUUAUUUUAGCUGUCAAAUGUAAUUAUGUUUUUAAUUAAAGCUCCAAUGAGUAUUAAUUUUUGCUUCUUUUAAUAUGGAAAACUUACCCAUAUUUUAUUGAGUUUGAAAAAUAAUUUCAGUAUCCUUGAUGGUGUAAGAAAUACCUAGGCAGUACUGAUCUAUUUUUCAGGAUUACCCAACUCCUGGUGUCUUUUUGUCUAACUUUUAAAAAAAAUUGCACACAGAAACGAACCUUGUGUAAUAAGAGAUGUUUGCAUCCUUUGGCACAAUUUUCAACACUAAACUCAGAGGUGGUGUUCUGUUAGGAACUCUUCUCAGAGUUACUGUUCUAUAAGCUCUCCCUUCCUCGGAUCCAAGGAAGGACUGAUACAAAAUAGUAGUUCUAUUUAAAGUUAUGGCACAUGCUGAGCUUUUAUCCUGGGUAUCUGAAAUAUAAUUUGUCAGAAUCUUCUUCUGAGCUAGCUCGUUUUUUUAAGUAAAAUGAGUAAGAGCACGGCCAGAGUUUGCCGUGCUAAGAAAGGAUACCAAAUGUAACUUUUAUUUAUGCAUUGCUGCAAAAAACAAUAAUAUUUCUGAGAAUCGAAGUGAACUGUAAGUUAGCACCCUGUACUGUUGUCUGUAGGAGUUUUUUGUGGCUAGAGCAGCGUAGCUCUGUCUGUGUGUGAGAGAACGCCAAGGAGAGACCAGGUUGAUUGGAAGAAGGUAAUGAAGUUCAUGGCAAGAUUGCACUGAGUAGGCGAAGGGAAGAACGUGCACACGCUGGUUGUUUCUGGAUCUGCUUAUAGCUGUCAUUUUGCUAGGUGGGAGUCUUUGGAAAUCGUAGACACAGAGCUGAGGGUAUUAUAUGCUAAAUUGGAUUAACUGUACAUUUUUCUUGUACUUGGAAAUACCGAGGAUUUUAUCAGCAAAUCUUUGUUUUGGCCAUUUUUAGGGAUACUCUGCAUUUUUUCACUUAGACCCCAAAUUCAAAUCAAGUCUUCCAUCUUAACUCUUCAAAUAGAUCUAUUUGAACAUCAUUGUCAAUACAGAGCAUGGCUACAGAUAGAAAUGCUCCUUGAUAGCCUGAACCAAGUUCAAAAAGUGAUUGUAAAACUGUCAGUGACACUGAAUGCACCUCGACAAGCUAUUUCGGUUGUGAUUCCGGAUGUGUUUAUCAAACUGGCAUUUAAGACAAUGAAUAUUUUCAUUCUUGAAAUACCAUUCUUUGUAAAGAAUGGGAGCUCCUCUGCAUUUUAGAUGUUGUAACUGAUACAUUACAAUAAAAAAUAAAUCAACAGGUUCUGAAUGUGAAAUGCCAGUGUACUGCUGGUGAAAUGUUUGUCUAUUCCCUUAUUAAAAAAUAAUGAAUUGUUGAGCAAAUCUAGAGUUUGACUUACUAUAUAAAAACAGUGCCUCUGCACUUG